Tigriopus californicus is the source of this 1825-nucleotide messenger RNA. RefSeq names its product cytochrome P450 2C31-like. NCBI's taxonomy places the organism in Eukaryota, Metazoa, Arthropoda, Copepoda, Harpacticoida, Harpacticidae. Gene Ontology annotation, molecular function: iron ion binding; oxidoreductase activity, acting on paired donors, with incorporation or reduction of molecular oxygen, reduced flavin or flavoprotein as one donor, and incorporation of one atom of oxygen; heme binding. Gene Ontology annotation, cellular component: intracellular membrane-bounded organelle; cytoplasm. The record is from RefSeq and is a predicted model, not a curated record. Gene Ontology annotation, biological process: xenobiotic metabolic process.
AUCGUCAAUCGGACUUGAAAUUGAUAAGGUUGAGAAUCAGCAUAGAAGGUCAUGUUUUCUAUAUUUCUAUCAAUUGUUAUUGGGCUUGCCUUUACGUGGUGGUACAAGAAUUACACACAACCCAAAGGAUUUCCCAAUGGACCGACUUUGGCCUUACCCUUCAUUGGCCAUGGCUACAAAUUGGGCUCCAAUAUCGUGGAAAGCUACCAUAAAUUUCGAGGAAAAUAUGGUGACAUCUUUGGACUCUUCUUGGGACCAUCAAGAGUCGUUGUUUUGAACGACUUUGAUUCCAUUCAAGAAUCAGGCUUUCAUGACGAUUUCCUGGACCGACCCAGCUUUCUUCCAGGGAUGAAAGGCACAUUAUCGGACGGAGGCGAGCCUGGUGUGAUAUUUUCCAAGGGCAAACAAUGGUCGGAACAACGGCGUUUUGCCUUGCGAACACUGAGAGAUUUUGGAUUUGGCAAGCAAAAGAUGGAAGAAGUCAUCGACGAGCAAGUCAACCAGUUGUGCUCCGUAUUAGAGAGUAAACACGGUCAACCCAUGAGCGUUUUUGGCGUGUUCAAUACAUCUGUUGUGAAUGCCCUUUGGACCAUAACCACGGGACAAGGAGUGUCUGCAAAUGAUCCCAAGAUUCAGAGGAUUACCCAACUAAUGAACGAAUUUGACGAAUCCUCAGCUUCGCCGUGGAUUUUAGUAGCCCUUUUGUUUCCCACCAUUGAAAGUAUCCUAUCUAAAAUGGGUUUGUGGCAUCUCCAAUUCAAAACAGCAAUGUUAGAGAUAAGAAAGAUUUGCAAGCGCCCAAUUUUAGAACACGAAGAGACCUUUGAUCCCAACAACUUGAGAGACUUUAUCGAUGCUCAUAUUCAGAAGCAACGAGAGCCUGAUUCAGGUAUCAGCUUCCAGGGCAAUGAUGGAAAACUGAAUCUGCAAAUCGUCACAGAAGACCUUUUUGGAGCCGGAAGUGUGACAGUCAGCAUGACAUUGACAUGGGCAAUGCUAUUUUUAGCGAACCGCCCUGACAUUCAAACCAAGAUUAAAAAGGAACUGAAAGAAAUCACGGGAGGCAAUCGAAUUCCAACCAACUCGGAGCGACAAAACAUGCCCUUCACCGAAGCCACCAUCCAUGAGAUCCAAAGAUUGGCCAACAUCGUUCCAAACUCAGUGCCAAGAGAGGCCAGCAAGGAUACUCAUUUUAAAGGCUAUUUCAUUCCAAAAGGCACACAAAUAGUUCCAAACAUUGGCGAGGUUCUGAUGGACCCCAAGUAUUUUUCCAACCCCCAAAAAUUCAAUCCAAGUCGCUUCAUUGAUGAAAAUGGCAGAUUCGUGCCCAGUCCCUAUGUGAUCCCUUUUGGGUUGGGCAAAAGGCGAUGUCUGGGGGAGACUUUGGCCAGAGUUGAGCUCUUCAAAUUCUUCACGGGAAUAAUGGAUCAUUUCCGAUUGAAAGGCCAAAUAAGGAGUUGCUCAACGAAGAUCGGUCCCCAUUUUCAUCCAACAGGCCUAACCCCUUUAAAGUUUGCUUUGUUACACGUUCGUAACUGCGCCAUCCUGAAUUCAGAAGGUGCCAAAAAGAACCUCUAGAGUCGUUAGGCAGUGGGUCCACAAUAAUGUUACCAAAAACGAGAUAUUUAAAAGCAUUUCGUCGUAGCAUUUGUUAUCGAUAAAUGUUCUUUGUAACUAGUUGUUUGUGCUUUUCGUGAUCCCGCAGUUCAUGGAUAAGAGUCAUAUUUUCAAGUGCAUAUGCACCACGUACAUGUGAGAUAAAUAUUCCAAGCUAUUGUAAAAUCAUCGAAAGUUCCUAUGAAUUGGUUUUAGAAUGUUCAAAAUU